Lingula anatina is the source of this 732-nucleotide messenger RNA. RefSeq lists its product as uncharacterized. NCBI's taxonomy places the organism in Eukaryota, Metazoa, Brachiopoda, Lingulata, Lingulida, Lingulidae. The record is from RefSeq and is a predicted model, not a curated record.
AUGUUAAUUGAACCAUUAAGCUCAACAAAGUUCCAGCUCAAACCGUGCAAAUCAUCGUCGGAAUGCGGACAAAACAGCUGCUGCCGGGAUGUGCGUGGCGUACUUGUUGGAAGGUUGAACGAUGGAGGGUCUGGUUUUGGAUUCGGAGGAUUUGGUGAUCUUCUUCUUGGUGUUAGCCCCACUCCAUCAGCUACAGGCUUUUGUUCCACAAAUUUACAACAAAAAGGAGAACGUUGCGAUCCUAGCUCUUGUACUUGUGGAUCAGGUCUGACGUGUUAUCGGCCUAUCAGUGGCGCCUGCUGUCCCCCACAUCAGUGCUACGACUCCGAGUGGGUGAAAAAACAAGAAAAAUAUUGGCGGGAAUGUUUUUCCAAUCCAAGCUGUCCUUUGCCACCAUAAGCUCCCGUAAGGGACCUGCGCCAGCUUUUGGGGCGAAAAAGAAAACGAUGGCAAUGUUCAAUUUUUGGGAGAAUAAAAUAAUCUUCUUAAACGUAUCGACCAUUUUCCAAAAAAAUUAAAGUCUACAAUACUCUGUAAAUAUACGUUCUUAAGGCCACUUUUUCAGAAGUUCGCUUUGGUGGAAUGAACCUUUGUUUAUCUAUCAAAAAUGUAAUUAUUGGACCAAUAGUAUUACAUAUUGUUGCUCUUAUUUAAAAGGACAUAGCAUCAUAAUAUACUCAUAACAGUUGCAUAUGACAUAAGCUUACAAAAAAAAAAAAAAAAAUAAAAAAA